AUGGCGAGUUCGUCAAGCAGGUUAGCCUGCUGCUUGUUAGUAGCUGCUGUUCUUGCGGUGGCCAUGGCGGCGACGACGUGCAUGGCGCAGAACUCGCGGGAGGACUUCGUGAACCCGCACAACGCGGCGAGGGCCGAAGUCGGCGUCGGGCCGGUGAGGUGGGACGACGCGGUGGCGGCGUACGCGCAGAGCUACGCGGAGCAGCGGCGCGGCGACUGCCAGCUGCGGCACUCGGACACCGGCGGGAAGUACGGCGAGAACCUCUUCGGCGGCGGCGGUGGCGACUGGACGGCCGGCGACGCCGUGGCAUUGUGGGUGAAGGAGAAGCAGUGGUACGACCACGGCAGCAACAGCUGCUCGGCGCCGGAGGGGAGCUCGUGCGGCCACUACACGCAGGUGGUGUGGCGCGACUCGACGGCGAUCGGCUGCGGCCGCGUCCGCUGCGACAACGGCGGCGCCUUCAUCACCUGCAACUACUCGCCGCCGGGCAACUACGUUGGCCGACCGCCCUACUAA
Messenger RNA from Oryza brachyantha (malo sina), 516 nucleotides. Its product is annotated as pathogenesis-related protein 1A-like. NCBI's taxonomy places the organism in Eukaryota, Viridiplantae, Streptophyta, Magnoliopsida, Poales, Poaceae. The transcript has a single exon. The coding region runs from base 1 to 516 and encodes 171 amino acids. Gene Ontology annotation, cellular component: extracellular region. The record is from RefSeq and is a predicted model, not a curated record.